AUGACUUGCCGCGAGGGGCUGGAGGACACCACCAUGCCUUUGGCUAACGGCAAAAUUAUUGCAAAGAUUGAGGGCGCAAAUGCACCACUUGUUAAUAAAACAGUUAUUACCUUGAUCAAUGAAGAGAGGAAAAUUGCAGCAGGUGAAAUGGUUCGCCCUCAGGCAGAAGCUGACAACAUUGUGACUUUGCAGCCUUUUAGAGAUAAAUGUGAACCUGUUUUUCUCUUUAGUCUCAAUGGCAAAAUUAUUGCAAAGAUUGAGGGCGCAAAUGCACCACUUGUUAAUAAAACAGUUAUUACCUUGAUCAAUGAAGAGAGGAAAAUUGCAGCAGGUGAAAUGGUUCGCCCUCAGUAUCAUGAAAUUGCAUUAGUAGACUCAGAGAUAGAAGAUAUUGGAGAAGCACCAUAUGAAAGUGUUCACGAACCAUGUGGUAUUGCUGUUAUCAAACCUAAUGCUGUAAUUAAUAGAAAAGUUCUAGACAUUAAAGAAAAAAUUACCAGAGCAGGAUUUGUCAUAGAAGCAGAGGAUAAGAGAAUUCUCACUGAGGAUCAAGUUAUUGACUUCUACAGUAGCAUGGCAGACCAGCCUGACUUUGAAGAGUUCAUUUCUUUUAUGACAACCGGCCUGAGCUGUGUUCUAGUUAUAUAUCAAGGAAGUGAACAAAUGCCUGUCUUGGAAGAAACUGAAGCUGAGCCUGAAACGGAACUUAAAGAGCCUACUGAGGAUCAACCUGAUGUCAAAGCUGAGGUCACACCUGUAGUGACGAUGAAGCAAGACAGAACUUUACAAGAAUAUCUGGAAAGACAACAUAUAUCUCAGUUUUGUGAUCUUGAAGAAGAUGUAAUUAGGGUGACUAAGUUCAUUGAUAUCUUCUUCCCUGAUUUUAAAAAAAUGAAAGACAUGAAAUUACAAAAAACACUGGCAUUACUUCGGCCAGAUCUCUUUCAUGAAAGGAAAGAGGAAGUUUUGCAUUUUAUUGAAGAUGAAGGCUUCAAAAUACUGGAUCAAAGACAAAUAAUAUUAUCAGAACAGGAAGCACAUACACUGUGCAAGGAAUAUGAAAAUGAAAACUAUUUUGAGAAACUUAUAGAAUACAUGACCAGUUUAUGUGCACAGUUUGCAAUGGGAAGUUUGCCUGUCAACCAGUUGUAUGGAAGUGAUUCAUUAGAAACUGCUGAGAGGGAAAUAGAGCAUUUCUUUCCUCUUCAAAGCACUUUAGCACUGAUUAAACCUCAUGCAACACGUGAACAAAGAGAGGAUAUCCUGAGGAUCAUCAAGGAGGCUGGAUUCGAUCUGACACAGGCGAAGGAGAUGCUCCUAACUCAAGAGCGAGCAAACAAGAUUUAUUCAAAAAUAUCAGGAAAACCCUUUUAUAAAGAUGUAUUGGAAAUGUUAUCUGAGGGUCCAUCUCUGGUCUUGGUUCUGACCAAGUGGAAUGCUAUUGCAGAAUGGAGACAUUUGAUGGGCCCAGUAGACCCAGAAGAAGCAAGACUGCUGUCCCCAGACUCUAUCCGAGCCCGAUUUGGAAUAAGUAUUUUGAAAAAUAUUGUCCACGGAUCAUCUAAUGCUUAUGAGGCAACAGACAGCAUUGGUAAAAUCUUUGAAGAGUUUGUUUCUGAGAAUCCUGAGGAAAACUGA
This is a messenger RNA of Propithecus coquereli (Coquerel's sifaka), 1638 nucleotides long. It is a transcript of the gene NME8, whose product is annotated as NME/NM23 family member 8. The record is from RefSeq and is a predicted model, not a curated record. The transcript is spliced from 13 exons. NCBI's taxonomy places the organism in Eukaryota, Metazoa, Chordata, Mammalia, Primates, Indriidae. Bases 1 to 1638 code for a protein of 545 amino acids.